Penicillium waksmanii is the source of this 1857-nucleotide messenger RNA. RefSeq lists its product as uncharacterized. Bases 1 to 1857 code for a protein of 618 amino acids. The record is from RefSeq and is a predicted model, not a curated record. The transcript is spliced from 3 exons. Gene Ontology annotation, cellular component: TORC1 complex; fungal-type vacuole membrane. NCBI's taxonomy places the organism in Eukaryota, Fungi, Ascomycota, Eurotiomycetes, Eurotiales, Aspergillaceae.
AUGGAAUUUGUAGCUUUGGAAAGCAACCCCAAGUUGUACAUCGUUGAUUACCCGCCGCCUUUUUGGGAUCUUUGCCGCCAUGCCAAACAACACCUCCUCCCCGUCAAGCGCCCCGGUCUCGCUCGUCGAGCGGUCUCCUCGCAUGCAGUAGUCACGCGGGCGAAUACCACCAGCGACUUGUCCGAGUCGCACACCAACAAGGCCCUCCUACACCCUGUACACCAUAAGUCACAUCGCGCACAUGUUGUGGGUGGUCACCGCAAUCAUCAUCGAAACCCCUCGCUUGGGAAGAACCUGAGCAAACUGAAGCUCUUUCAACUUGCCCCCGAGGCAACCGCUCGAAACCACCAUCGCAAGAAGUCUGCCCCGGCGACUCCUGUGGGUAGCCCCAAGGACAAGGGACAUGUACGUUGGGACGGCGCGCUGGAAGAUCACCCGAAGAACUCGAUGAAAAGAAAUAACUCGACCCCCGUUCUAAGACACAACAACUUUGGUGGGACUGUGAGUAAGAAAGCUCUUGUAGCCGACCGCCCGCUAUUGAGCGCUGGCAAGAAGAAGUCGGUUGGAUUUGAGUUGGGCGAUGAUCUUAACGACGACGCUGAGUGGGAAGACACCACGCAAUCACCCGAAAGUACAAGGCGCAACUCGGUCGCGCCCUCUAACCCCAGCCUCGAGAACAACAACCAAGUCCUCGUCGAUCCCCUUACUUUUGUGAAGCGACCGUAUCCGCAAAUAUCUCGCGCUACCAGUCUCCCAGAAUCGAUCACAAACAAAUUUGUCCGCGACCAGUCCGAUCCAGACGAAGAAGACGAGGACGAAGACGAAGACGCGGACGAGCGGGAGGACGAUUCCCAGGAACUUGACCAGUCCGCCGACCAGGGCGAUAUCGCGAACCGUUUGUUGAGUCCCACCCACUCUGCGAAAGCACCACCAGCUAUGUCUUCAAUCUCAGCGAUGGCCAAGCCGUCGACCAAGGAUCCCGCGUCGCGCAGUGCCUCCGUGAACCUGGCCCAAGAUAAAACUCGACGGACAUUCUCUACAUCCAACCCUGGGCUGGCCAUGACACCUGGUAGCCAGCCCCACGCAACUUCAUCCUCGAUGGAGGGCGGCGUUUCCAGAUUUAUUGUUAGCAAUAAGACCGCCAACCAAGCAUCAUCGCGAACUGAUUCCGACCCGAACACCCCCUCCUCAUUCCUCCCUCACUACCACCCACAAACACCCCCAUCUCCAAACCGCGGCGCUGCAAAAGCAGCAGCAUCUCCAGCUCGGCCCCUCGCUACGUCAUCUACUGCCAUGGACAUGGCAGCAAACCAAGUACGCCCUGGUACUGUUACCUUUGAUGUCAGCAGAGGCAUCAACGGCGGGGCUCGCACUGGGGCUAUUGGUCAUGACAAUGAAUCGCGACAAACUCGCAAAGCAUAUGAGAAGGUAGCUUUGGAGCUGACAGCAGUACGACGAUUCCAAUCACCCACGGGUGAUAGCUUCAACCGACUGCGUUCCAUCGCUCGUGCAUCCAAGGCAUCUGCCCUUGGCAAACCUAUCAAGUCGGCCCCCUCGUUACCCCUUCUUCAGACUGGUAAACGCCCCAGUCGGCUUGGGUCUAGUUCAGAAUCGAAGUCGCAGCUUCGUGACCCACAAUCCUCCACCUCGGAAGAUCCGGCCACUCAGAGCGAGUCCACCGACGCUAUGCAGGCAGCCAAAUCCUUUCACCCCUCCCACCGAAUUCUUUCUACAUCGGACGAGGCUGUGCAUGGCCUGACCGGAGAGCAAGAUACCGAAGACUAUCCGCGAGUCAACCAAACCGAUAUGAUGAUCCGUCGCAUGUGGGAGAGUCGAGAAGUGGCUACGUCUGGAUAA